UACCUCCAUCAAAACUCCAGGAUCCUCGGCUUCCAUUGGACAAACAGGACGGGGCGACACAGCAGGAGAGGAGAAAUGAUUUUGACCACCCCGAGAACAGGUAGGAUGCGCCGAAAAUCCCUCAGGCCGGAAUCUCCCUCCGCUGAAAAGGGGACAAAGCAAAAAAUAAUCCUCCAGGGAGAUGUUUUGAGCUCACCACAGGUCCAGGUUGGUCAGAUCAUUCUGUCACGUUGCGGGUGUGGAGAUGAUGGACCAAGUGUGGUGGCGCAGAUCAGGAGGUACAGAUGCAGGCUUCAGGUAAAGUAAAAAAACUGUUUUAAUGGUGGAACGGGAACGAACAGCACAGGACAACAAUGACAAAAAACUACAAUGAUCUGACACAGGACAUACGAGACGGGAGGUAUAAAUACACUGGGGAAAACCAGGAACACAUGGGCAGGUUAACAAGGGACAGGGCAGGGGCAGAUCAUGACAGUUGGGCUUCCUAUUUCCAUACAACAGCUGUGUUUUUUUUAUUAAGGGUUUUGCUGGUUUAAUCCUAAAACCAAAAUUCAGAUAGUAAAAGUGAGCGAUUUUGAAAAGAAAGACCAGAUUACUUUUCUGGGAAGAUAAGAUGACAUUUAUAUGAGUCAGACAUCACAGAGAAAAACCACAAUAACACUUUAAGCUAUGGGAUUAUAAAAAUGCUCUAGGGCAAACAUUUUUCUAAGCAGACAGAACAGCUGAGCCUUGAUCACGCAUAAUUCUGCUAAACAUGCUCUGUCUGUUUUACUUUUCUAGUAGCAAACUGCUUUCCCAUUUCCCUGACUGAUUAAAGUACAUGUUGGGUAUUUUCUAUAUGAUCCUUUUUGAGCUUUAAAGAACGUCUGCGCUCUUCUGUAAAGCUCACUGUUAUCGAGUCUUAAAGAACGUCUGCUCCUGUAAGCUCAUUGUUAUCUCUGUUAUCUCUGGAAUGUGGUGUCCUGGGAGAUGAACAGCCUGUAAGUCUGUAACUUGAGAAGGCCCGUCUUCUCUGUCCUGGUUGUCAAUAAAACCCCUGUGAAACUGAGGAGUGACAGAGAGACUUGGGAACAGCUCCGGAGGGGGUUGACCCAGCGUCUUCUCUCCGCUGUUUGGCAACACAGUGUAAAAUGAACUCCUCUGCGUGUAUCUGUUUAUUUCAGGUUAAUGGGUCAUGGAAAAUACAAAUUACCAAUCUAAUUCCCCUGCAUGUGUCAUCCUUUCAGGUAAUAUGGGAUAAAUAAAAUAUUACCUAUCAUUUUGGUGCCAAAACCCGGGAAGGCGAAGCUGUCGGUGGGAAGCUGUCUUCGGGAAGCCGUGCAGGCGCCACUUACCUCAUCAAAGCCCGGGGAACUAUAAUUGUUUCACCGGCCGUUUUUUUAGCCCCGCAGGCAGAUUCCCAUUUACGCUCUCGCCUUCCCGAACUCAGGACGAAUUUACCACGCAGAGGAGAGUAAGUACCUCAUUAUUUUGCACCUUUUUCCUUAACUGCUGGCAGUGUGUUUUUAAGCUGAUUGUGGUGACUGCCAUUCACGCACGAAAAGACAUUUUCGUGUCCAGCUAGGGGUUGCACUGGAACUGUGAACCGUGGCUGUAGACCUGGUCUUGAAUGAGGGAGGUUGUAAUUAGUCUGUGUCUACGCGCACAGGCAGCCCACAGUGCUGUGGGUGGUAAGUACAGGUGAAUGUGCAGGGGCACCUAAAACUGUUGCUAUAUACACGCAGCACAGAGUCCAUGUGCUGGUGUCGAGUGGAGAGGAUAGUUGCUAAAAAUCACACUGUCGCUGGGAUUGUUUAAAUAUUUCAUGGUGCAACAAAGGUACACAAAAAUUAAUCACCGCUACAGUUGGCCAAAGAAUCCACAGUUGGUCUAAAUUCGGCCUUGCUGUGUGUUAUUCGUAAUUUGUUGUGCAUCUGGUAUUGGGGCUGCGUCCCAUUUCUGAUCGGAUUUGCCACUUCUGGUUGUGCAGAUCUUUGUGGUCCUGUGAUUUGUUGCUGACAUAUUAGUGUCGGCUGUCCCAUCACAGACAUCGGACGUCUGUGCUGCAUUGUGGUUUUAAAUCUGUGCCAAAGUGUUAAAAACCCGGCUGUGAACUUUGCUUCGGCGGAUAUCUGUGUUUGUUUGUGAAGGCAUACAUGUCUCUGUGUGUGUGUGUGUGUGUGUGUGUGUGUGUGUGUGUGUAUGUGUGCGUGCGUGCGUGUGUGUGUGUGUGUGUGUGUGUGUGUGUGUGUGUGUGUGAAGGUAUACGUGUCUCUGUGUGUGUGUGUGUGUGUGUGUGUGUGUGUGUGUGUGAAAAGGGGCAUGUAUCUGGGUUUUUGAGUGUGUGUGAAUCCUGCAGGUUCUGUUCUAAGUGUGAUUGUGUAGCUACAGUUCUGAAGCUUUGAGCCGGCUCUGUCUGUCUGUCUGUCUGUCUGUCUGUCUCUGUCUCUCUAUGUGUGUGUGGAGCUGAGGUGUUAAACGCAGAGCUGGUGCGUAUAUAGGAAAGAAGUGGGUCACAGGGUUAUUGAUGUAACAGUGCAGGUGUUUGUUUAAACGGAGGGUCAUCAGCUUUGAUCACAUCUUAGGCCCUGUCCACACGUAGCCGGGGAUCUGCCAAAACGUAGAUAUUUUUCUACGUUUUGGCCUGUCAUCCACACAAAAACGGAGUUUUUUCACACGAAAAUGGAUCUUUUUAAAAACUCCGGCCAAAGUGAAGAUCUGCAUUUUCUCCGUUUUGGGUGUCUGCGUGUGGACAGACAAAACCGGAGUUUUAAGGUCCGCAACGUCACUUUCCGUGACAAAAAAAUGCUGACAUCACGUGUGCGACCUGUGUUUACACUAGCCGACAGCAUGGAUGCCCUCAGAGCUGCGCUCGCUUUAUCAAUUGUCCAAGCGCUUUUUGCUUGUUUGUUUUUGCAAGCGGAAUUACUGCUCCUUGCGGAAGACCACAGAUGAAGGACGAGGUUAAGAACGAGGGAAGUACUGCCGCCUACAGGUCUGGCAUGUCCUUAACAACGUAUUUAUCUGGGUACUUGUGGACAGUUGUUUUUUAAAACGAGGUGGUGUGGAUGCAAGUUUUUGGAGGGGCAGAUAUUCGUUUUUUUUAAAAACGGCUACGUGUGGAUUAGGCCUUUGAGUGGUGAAGGAAGACCUCUUUGAUCACCCUCCUGUUAUCUGUAACUUCCUGAGACAAGAUGAUUAUCUCUGGAAUGUGGUGUCCUGGGAGAUGAAGAGCCUGUAAGUCUGUAACUUGAGAAGGCCUGCCUUCUCUGUCCUGGUUGUCAAUAAAACCCCUGUGAAACUGAGGAGUGACAGAGAGACUUGGGAACAGCUCCGGAAGGGGUUGACCCAGCGUCUUCUCUCUGCUGUUUGGCAACACAGUGUAAAAUGAACUCCUCUGUGUGUAUCUGUUUAUUUCAGGUUAAUGGGUCAUGGAAAAUACAAAUUACCAAUUUAAUUCCUCUGCGUGUGUCAUCCUUUCAGGUAAUAUGGGAUAAAUAAAAUAUUACCUAUCAGUACAUUUAAUAUAAUUUUUUUGUUAAAUCUCUGUUUGAAAAAAUGACAUACAAUGGUAAAAGAUUGAUGUAUUCAAAGUAAAACUUUUGUUGCUCUCUUGUCUACAAUGGAGGGCUUGGACUGGUUAAGACGCUGGCAUCAUUAACCUUUUCUGUGAUGGGCUGGAGGUGACUUCUGCACUGAACUGAGUACAAUUUAAUAACAAUUUCAUGUGUCUAUGCCGACUGUUAAGCUUGGUUUAUGCUUGACGUGUCGGCGAGGUUCGCACAAUUCCGCGCGGCAAAAUUGCGUCAUUUUAACAACCACGCCCCUCCACCGCACCUCCGCACCGACCAAACUUUCCGCACCGCGCACCUAGGAAAUUUUCUAACCACGCGGACGGUCGGACGCGGAAAAACAUGGCUGACUGGCAAGAUCAAGUAUGGCAGAGGUUCGUAAAUACAGACAUUUGUAUGAUUCAGCUCUCAAAAAUCACCGUGAUCAACAUGUUGUUAAUAGUUCUUGGAGAGAAAUAGCUCGCACUGUCGGAAAAGACGAGGACGCUGUUAAAAAAUGCUGGAAUGCCAUGUUCUAAACAACAGUCAUUUUUACUUCUACUAUGGUGGUGUUGGAUGCAUGCUGUAGAGCUCCAUGCUUCCCCACACAGUUUGGGAGCAGUGGCGGCUGGCCAGUAGAGGGCGAUAGGGCGCCGCCCUCCCAGUUUCCCCUGUGUUUUUAAUUUUUAUUUUAAAAAAUAAAUAAAUAAAAUUAACAAUAAUCACAUAUUCUAAGUUAAUUGUGUGUUUUGUAACAAAAAUAAAUCAUAUAUGUAUAUAUAUCUAUAUUGGUCUCUGCCGGUCUCUGCCGAGCGGUGGAGGCUGUGUGCUGUUUUUCAAUCGCCCAAACAGGACGGGACCAGUUGUCCAAUUGCUGACAAGAAAAUCAAAGGGUAGGAAUGGGAAUGUAUCCAAUCAGCGUCGACGUUGUUUCAGAAAGUUUCAGAAGCAUGAUGGGCGAUAGAGCUACCGCCAAGGCUUUCGUUGAUGUUCGGUAGAACUCGGACAGUCUCGACUCCAGCACGUUUUGACGGUCAUGACGCAGACGUAGACAUGGACGCCAGUGCGCCUACAACAUGGAUACCGGAUCUCAGCAGCCACUGAAUUCAGUUCGGUCUCCUCCAGUAUCCGUUCGAGAGGAGAACUAUGGUGGAAAAACUUAAUGUCAAAGAGCUUGGACCAGAUCAGCCCGAUGUAAAGAUAAGCCAGCAGGAGAAGGAGAAGGGUAAACUGUACACACGACGCUUCUCCCAAAAUUGGUACACCAGGAAGCAGUGGCUAGCUGGAUGCAAUCACGCUAAUGCGUUAUUUUGCUUUCUGUGUUUGUUAUUCAAAACGGCUGGGAUCCACAGAAGGUGGAUGUGGAACUUGUGUCUCAUUGGGGACUCCAUUCAUUCUCUGACUGAGGAAUGCAGCGCAUCAGUGCAGCAGCCAACAAAGAAACGGAGGACGUUUGGACAGGGAGAACAGCAGCUGGGUGCAGAGGAGGCUGCAGUGAUGGGGACACCCGUUUGUAACACGGAGGUUGCUGAUGAUGGUGCAUCAAACCAAACAAAGAGGAAAAGGGGCCUAAGCAGCUUCUUUAAGGCCCCUCACAGACCAGCAGCUCCAGGUGCAGAACAUACUCUUCAACUGGACCAGGCCAUAGCUUGUGAGCUUCAGGGGUACCUCCAGGCAGGGACCCUGGACACAGAGGAAGACCCACUGGGGUGGUGGAAGCUAUCACAGAACCUCUUCCCACGACUCUGCAUCCUGGCAAAGAAAUAUCUUUGCAUCCCAGCCACAAGUGCCUCAUCAGAAAGGGUCUUCAGCACUGGUGGAAAUGUUGUCAACUGCCUGUGUGCAUCCCUAAGGCCUGACCAUGUUAAUAGGCUGGUGUUUUUGGCUAAAAACCUUUGAAAGGUUGCAGGAACCAUGUUUUGUUGAGUCAUUUUAAGAUUGUAUGGGACUCUGGCCUACUAGUUUUUAUUUAUUUUUUACCAAAGGUACUACUUUCAGUGUUUAAUUUUAUUUUUGUUCAGGCAGCAACUAUAGUUGACAUACCUCAAUGUCAGUUUGAUGCAAUUGUGCAUUGUGUGGCUAUACAGCUUGCCUUGAUGUUUGGUUAUUUGUAUGCAUAAAUAUUAUGCAGUAGUUGGAAGUUCACUGAACAUUAACGUUUAUAUUUUUUUUUCUUAUAUUGCAAAGCAAACAUUUGCACAGUGGUUAGUAUUUGCAAACAAUUUAAUAUUUUUUGACAAUCUUUAAAGCAAUUAUUCAAUACAUUGUUAUAGUUAAAUAAAUAUCGUGAAAUAAUCACGAUCUCAAUUUCAUUGAAAAUAAUCGUGAUUUUCAUUUUUGCCAUAAUCGAACAGCCCUACAAGACCCCAAGAUAUUCCUCCACUUUGGGGAGGACCUCAUCCUUCACCCGGAGAAGACGUUUUACCCUUUUCUGACUCAAGAUCAUGGUCUUUGAUUUAGGGAAGCUGAUUCUCAUCACAGCUGAUUCACACUUGGUUGUGAACCGCUCCGGCGAGAGCCGGAGAUUACGUUCUUAUGAGGUCAACAGGACCACAUCAUCUGCAAAAACCAGAGACCUGAUCUUUAGGUCACCAAAAUAGAUCCCCUCAACACCUUCGUUGUGCCUAGAAAUUCUGUCCAUAAAAGUUAUGACUAGAAUUGGUGACAAAGGGGAGCUUUGGCAUAAACUAAUUCCCAUCGAGAACAAGAUACUGGCAAUGCGGACCAAGCUCUGACAUGGGUCAUACAGGGACGUAACAGCCCGUAUCAGAGGGCCUGGUACCCCAUACUUCUGAAAUAUCCACCACAGGGCCCCCAGAGGAACAUGGCUGAACACCUUCUCCAAAUCCACAAAACACAUGUAGAUUGUUUGGGCAAACUCCCACUCACCCUCCAGGACCCCUCUAAGGGUAUAGAGCUGUUCCAGUGUUCCACGGCCAGGACAAAAAGCACAUUGUUCCUCCUGAUUCUGAGGUUCGACAAUCCGAUGGACCUUCUUCUCCAGAACCCCUGAAAAGACCUUACCAGGGUGGGUCGAGAGUGUAAUUCCCCUGUAGUUGGAACACACACUGCAUUGACAGACACCAUCCCCUGUCUGUCAUUCAAAUGGAACUGCCCCCAAACUGUGCAAUUGCAGAGCCUCGUCAGUCAACACAGCCCUACGACAUCCAGAGCCUUAAGGAACUCCGGGCGGAUCUAUUCCACCCCCACCAAGGAGCUUUUUGACAACCUCAGUGACCUCAGCUCCAGAGAGUCCGACCCAAAGUCCCUGGACUCUGCUUCCUCACUGGAAGACAUGCCGAUGGGAUUGAGGAGGUCUUCAAAGUACUCCGCCCAUUUCUCCACAAUGUCCCGAGUCAAGGUAAGCAGCACACCAUCCCCACCAUACACAGUGUUCACUGCUUUCCCCUCCUGAAGUGCCGGAUGGUGGACCAGAAUCUCCUCAAAGCCCUUUGAUUGUCAUUUACCAUGAUCUCACGAACUCCUCCCACACCUGGGUUUUUGCCUCGGCAACCACCCAAGCCGCAUUACGCUUGGACUGCUGAUACCUGUCAGCUGC
Molecule: messenger RNA, 7089 nt
Organism: Nothobranchius furzeri (turquoise killifish)
Lineage: Eukaryota; Metazoa; Chordata; Actinopteri; Cyprinodontiformes; Nothobranchiidae
Source: RefSeq, a predicted model, not a curated record